AUGAGCCAUAGUGUCAAGAAGACAUUUUAUUCUACAGAAUCCUUUACAGGAAGUAAUCUCAUUAGUGGGCACUCUGCCAAAACACCCACUCAGGCCUGUUCAAUUCAUUAUGGAGGGACCUGUAAAAUGCAUAAUGCGGGAUUAUCUGGGACCUUCAUUAACCAUGGGGUAUCAGGAGGCUCAAAGCAUUGUUUGAGGCAAGGGUUUGAAUAUGGACAUUUAUAUGGCAAAGACUUUGAAAAACAUAAUGGUUGGAAGAAUGAUGGAUUUUUUUAUAUUAAUGAAAAGGAAACCAUGCAGCUUCUAAACAAUCGUUUGGCAUCAUAUAUGGAAAAGGUGCACAGACUUCAGGAGGAGAACAGCAAACUGGAAACGGAAAUCAAAGAAUGGUACAAUAAAAAUACUCCUAACACAUUUCCUGAUUUCAGCAACUACUUCAGGAUUAUUGAAGAAAUGCAAAAUAAGAUCUCUGAAGAUACUGUGGAUAAUGCUAAGCUGGGACUGUAUGCAGACAAUGCCCGUCUGGCAGCAGAUGACUUCCAAAACAAGUAUGAUAUGGAGCUUGCAUUCCGACACACUGUAGAGGGAGAUUUAAAUAGCUUACGCAGAGAUCUCGAUAGUCUAACUCUUGAGAGAUGUGACCUAGAACUUCAGCUUGAAAAUCUCCAAGAAGAUAUGGUUCAUCUGAAGAAGAAUCAUGAUGAGGAUUUAAACAGUAUACGUACCAAACUGGGAGCCCGGGUAAAUGUGAAAGUUGAUGCUGCGCCUGCAGUGGAUCUUAAUAAAGUAUUAACUGAAAUCCGAGAUGAAUAUGAAAAGUUAAUGGAAAGGAAUAUAAAGGAUGUCGAGGCUUGGUUUAUCAGUAAGAGUGAAGAACUAAACUCACAAGUGGUUUCAGGAUCUGAGCAGUUACAGUCAGUGAAAUCUGAAGUCACUGAUUUGAGACGCACCUUCCAAUCACUAGAGAUUGAUUUACAAGCUCAACUGAAUACUAAAUCUGCUCUUGAAGAUACUUUGAUGGAGACAGAGGCUACUUAUGGUUCACAGCUUGCACACUUACAGAGUCUAAUAAACAACACUGAAGCUCAGCUUUCUCAACUCAGACAUGACCUGGAGAUUCAGAACCAUGAGCACAAGAUAUUAAUGGAUGUGAAGACACGUCUGGAAAUGGAAAUAUCAACAUAUAGACGAUUGUUAGAAGGAGAAGACAAGAGCAUUUCAUGGUCACAUUCUUCUGGAGGCAAAGGAUUUCAAAAUGGCUUAAAAGUUGUUUCCAUCACAGAGGAGAUUGAAAAUGGAAAGAUUGUGUCGACACAUGAACAAAUCCACCAAUUAAAAUGUUAA
Messenger RNA from Bombina bombina (fire-bellied toad), 1344 nucleotides. RefSeq names its product keratin, type I cytoskeletal 17-like. NCBI's taxonomy places the organism in Eukaryota, Metazoa, Chordata, Amphibia, Anura, Bombinatoridae. The transcript has 8 exons. Bases 1 to 1344 code for a protein of 447 amino acids. Gene Ontology annotation, molecular function: structural molecule activity. The record is from RefSeq and is a predicted model, not a curated record.